AUACGUCGGUUACAGGCUAGUUUGGUUAGUAUAACCAGUAACUGUGGUUCUUUCACCCCCAGUUACAAAUAACCGGUUACUUGCUGGUUACAAAUUUCUUACCGCCAAAUUCAAAAAUAAAAAGUUUAAUUUUUCAUCUUUUAUCAGCGCCAUCUAUUAAUGUAUUUAGAAAUCUGUUGUUUACUUUCUUUACUUUCUUUUCAAAUUUCCCUCUCAAUGUAACCAGCAAGUAACCGGUUAUUUUGUAACCGGUUAUAGUAACUGGUUAUAGUAACCAUACUUGGUUACUUUUUUCCCCCUCUAACCAAGUAACCGGUUACCAGUAACCAACUGGUCUCUAGGCCAAAGAGUAUGGUUAAGAUUAUAUUGUCUGACCAGUUUUAAACGGAUUAAAUUCAGUAUGGUUCACUUUGACAAAAGCGUUUUAUUAUAGACAGUACCAUUUUUAGUUCAACUAUGGCUUAAUCUGUCAUCAUCUGUACUUCGCUUUUUUUCUUUCCUUUUGCUAGUGCGUUUUCAUCAUCGUUUUUGUUUAGUUGCGUUUUUAGUGUUUUAUUUUGGUGUUUUUAAUUUGUUACCAUGAUAAAGAUAAAAGCUUUAAAUGAAGAAGUAUCAGCCAGUGAAGAUGAAUGUGAAGAGCCGGAAAAUGGUCUUUUAACUAGUGAGGCUCAAGAGGAACAUCUUCAUAGUCUCUAUUGCCAAGCUUUAAAACUGAUCGAUUCAGAUAAAGAACAAGCGAAAACUGAGUUUAUCUCUCUCUUAGAUAAUCUCGAUCAACUAGAUGAAGCUCCUGGAAUAAACAAUAUAAAAAAUUUAAAGUAUUUAUCCUUAAAAAAUUUGGGUCUUAUAUCACCCAAAAAUUUGGAUUAUUUUCUUGAUGCGCUGACAAUCGAUGGUGGAGAUGUUACUCUAUGGAUUGAAACUGGUCGUCGUGCUCUCAAUGAGUUUAUUAAUCUUCCUUUAGCCCGAGCUUGCUUUGAAGAAGCUGCUAAAAUAAGCCCCUGCAAUUGGCUUGUGGUCGAUACUCUUAUUGGUCUAUACUUUGUGCUGAAUGAUUACGUUAACUGUUUGGAGCUCUGUGCCAAAGCUUUACUUAAAGAUCAACACUACUUCAAAGCACGACUGAUAAUCUCUGAAAUACUAAAACGAUCUCCUGCCCUUCUUUCAGAGUUACCCAAGAAUUUACAUUUUCUAAUUAACUGGAAACCAUCUAGCAAAGACUUGGAACGAAGUCAACGAAUACUAUUGGAGUUCAACAAUCUUAAAGAGCGAAGAAAACGAAAAUUCAUUGAAGAUGAAACUAAUCAAAAUGAAAAAAGGAGAAGAUUGAGUUUAAAUCUUGACUCGUCCGUUGUUGGUUCUUUGCAGACUUUAGGAACUGCAUUGAAGAAUAUCUUAUACGAAUUGGAGAAAGAAGGCUAUCCUCGAAGUACUAUUAUUACAGUUGACUUGGAAACUGGAUCAGAUGAAGCACCAAGCACUGAUGACAACAUAAGUGACGAAUGUUCUGAAAAGGAUAAAAAUGUGAAUAAAUCUGAAAAGCGUGGAUCUUUUCCAUUUGAAUUUAUUGAUAAGCGACGAUCAACUCGUGUUCAAAGAAUCCACAAUAAAACAAGUGACGCUUGUGAACUUUCUAGUGACAACAUUUACGAAAAAGUGCUCAGUAUGAUACCCAAUAGUAUUCUGAAUCACCAAGUGAAAGUUAAGAAGCCGGAGAUAGAAGCUCCAAAGUUUAAUGAUGCUCAAGUGGAGAAUUCGAUAUUGUCGAGAUUCAUGGCCAAGCAAAAAGAGUCUAAAUCAAAUGGUAAACGCAUUAAUCAAUUAAUUGCUGAUUUUUUAUUUGGAAUAGCAGACCAAGCCAUUUCCAUUAAAUUACCAUCCGUUUUCAUUGAAUUAUACAAAAUUCAUCGUCAAACAUACGACCUACCUUGUCCUUUAUCCUGCCAAUUGGACAAUGAUGUCACUUUCGAAGAAAUCAAUUUGAUUCUUACUGCAAAUGAAAUGGAAUUUCAACAAUCAGAGAUUAUAUUUUUAACACAAAUGCUCCCAAUCCUUCGUAAUAACCUGACGCCAUCAGACUACGAUCAAUUUUAUGUACGUCUUUUAACCCUUCGAGGAAUUAAGGAAAAUCAAGUUGACUAUCUUCUAGUGGCCAAUGAAAAAAUUGUAUCUAACAACAUUAAAUUGAUCCAAGCUUCUAAUCAAGUAAUUUACAAUUCAUCUAGUCUUAAAUCAAUGAUCAACACAUUGAAUGAAAACAAUUUGGAUAAAUUGUUAUCUGAACAGCGGCAUGAAGAGCUAAUUGAGCUCUUGGCUUCCAAAUCUGACUUCUCAGAACCUGAGGAAAACUAUCUUUGUCAAGCAAUCGAAUCAUCUCAAUCUUGGCAUCGUGGAAUCGAAAUAAUUUCUGGAAGUAAAAAAUUAACGGAUCAAUUAUUGAAAUUAUUAAGGACGUGUUUAAAAAAUGGUUCUAAUCUUACAAUCGGAGGUGAUUUAGUAACCAGACUGUUGAAACUAGGAACUGAACAAUAUAGUGCCCUAGCCUGGACUUGUAUUUUGUAUAUAUUUAUCAGCGAACUAAAUCGAGGAGUGGACGAAAAAAAGAUUGUUUGUUUAAUCGUAACAGUGCAUCAAUAUUUGGGUAGAGCAGGUACCUGUACCCAAGCUAAUGGUGAAUUCUUACUUUUGGCACUGGACUUUGCCAUCAAUCAAUGUUCUAGAACCAAAGAUGAUUUGAUUCUUCAAUGCUUUGCUUGUCUAUACAACCACCCGCCUCCUCGACCUGGAUGUACAUUCCUUCAAGCUCACCCCUCAGUUUCCCAGAUUCCUUUGCAAUGGGAACAUGUUGAUAUUAUUUACAACUACUUUAUGCCUGAAAUUUUACCAGAAUUCGAUAGUGUUAAACGUGAUUCCAUCGACUCGGAUACAGAAAUACUUCUUUGUCGUAUUGUAGCUUUAAUACCUGACCAUCUUAAUCCCGAAAAAGAUGCUAAAUCAAUUAGUGACUAUCUUGAGAACGGCACACCGAUGACCAGGGAAUUAACUAUACCAAAGCAUCAAGUUACUCAACAUCUCUUCUAUUUCUUAGCAGACUAUUAUUUCAAAAACCAAGAAUUCUUAAAAGCCAAAAACUUUUAUAUCCUUGACUUGACAUUAAACCAUGAUCGUUUUGAUUCAUGGGCAGCCUGUGCUUUAUCAAUAACUCAUUUAAUUGAACAAUAUUUUGCAAGUGGUGACGACAUUUUCUACAGAUCUACCGAUGAAGUUAUUCGUCUUGUUGAAUCCUCUUUUCGCUGUUAUGUUGAAGCUUUACAUAUUGAGCCAAACAAUUGUAAAAUAUGGAUUGAAUAUGGUAAUCUAGCUUACAAUGUUGCCAGCUACAUAUCACGAGUGAUUAAAAGAAUUUCUAUGGAUCCAUCGGAUAAAAAAAACUUGAUCAAACAAAAGAAAAAGAUGCUUCAGAGAGCAAGAGUUUGCUUCAAAUCUGCCAAUAAUGUAGCUGAUGCCGAAGAAGUAUGGUUACAUUACUAUUUCCUGGGAAAAAUUGCCGAAAGAAAUAAUAUUUUGCAAGCUUUAAAAUAUUAUGAACUAUCUGAUCUACACUUGGCUCUUAGUGGGGCAACUUAUCCAAGCAAGAUUAGCUACCACAAUUCGACCCGCCUAUCAAUUGAAGCUCUCGAAGUGCAUUAUAGGAUUCAUGCUUGUGUUCUUAAAUAUGUUCGUCGUCAUAAUGGUCGAAUGCCGGCAAAAACGUUAUCUCAAAUCAAGAUCCAUUUACUGCGUGCUUUGAGGAGUCCUUUUACUAAGCAAGCACAAGUUUCAAACUCAACAUCUGACCAUGAUUAUAUUUCCAAUGAAAUUCGACUAAAUACAGUUAAUAACCAAAUUUCAAAUGAUGUCAGAGAAGUUGUUUCUGAUUUGGUUACUCUUGUCGAUGAUGGCGUACUUGAGGGAGAUGAGAGACGAUUAAAACCAAAAAUAAUGGAAAUGUGUUUAGAAGCUAUGAAUAGGUGUUUACAAAGAUUUCCAAAUCAUUAUAAAUCACUUUAUAGACUGGCUCACCAUUUUUUCUCACUCAAGGAUUUCAUUGCGGCCAGAGUAGUUCUUCUUGGUAGAUUUACUGCUUCAUCGGGGUCAUCGUCUUUGCUCAAAAAGCCAGAAAAUCUUUUGGAUUCAAAUAAUCAAGAUUCUUCUAAACCGGAACCUAUUCUCGGACUUUUUUCUGACCACAAAAAUAAUAACUUGUUUAAUGGAAUUUGGAGAAUCCCGACAGAUGAUAUUGAUAGACCUGGCAGUUUUAGCACUCAUAUGUUUCGAUCAACUCAACUUUUGAUUAAGAUUUCUUGGGCUACAUCUGAUCUGUAUCGUUUGUUGGCCAUAGCUAUUCAAUUAAGCAAAACUCCUGAGGUGGGUAAAAAAUAUUUACGAGAUGUUGACCGUGAAUAUCUUGCUAAAGAUACUCUUCGUCGAUGCUUCAGUAUUUUAAAAAAUCGAAUUGAAGAAAGCCAACAAAAUCGAAAUAAAUUGGACCAAAUUAGGAAUGAUGUAAGAAAAGUCUCGGAGAGACUAAUGAAAUACUCAAUCUAUCAAAAAGAUACUAUGAGUUUUAUUGGUGAAUGUGAACAGCUUCUACAAACUGUUCAAUUAUCACACUAACUCUGUAUUUUUUUGUAAUUAUUUUCCUUUUUUUUUGUAUUCAAUGUUUAUAAAUUGUAGUUAAAUCUUCGCGCCUGUAAUAAUUUUUUCAAAAUCUAUUUAUUUUGCAUAUAAAGGAAUGAUUGCUCAAAAUUUA
Molecule: messenger RNA, 4792 nt
Organism: Tetranychus urticae (two-spotted spider mite)
Lineage: Eukaryota; Metazoa; Arthropoda; Arachnida; Trombidiformes; Tetranychidae
Product: calcineurin-binding protein cabin-1
Biological process (GO): chromatin organization
Cellular component (GO): nucleus
Molecular function (GO): nucleosome binding
Source: RefSeq, a predicted model, not a curated record